AUGACGGCAACUUUCCGCUCACAGAUACUGCUUCAGCAGCUCUCAUUCUCCUCUUAUACGACGAGACCGAGCACCCGCGGAGCAUGCCUCGUCUGCCAACUACGAUCUCAAUAUCACCUCUCACCCGGUCGUCGUCGUCCAUCCUCACGCAUCCUGAAUCUCCAACAUGCACCGCAGCGUCGAUUCGCAACGGCUUCCACCCACGGUUCAUCCCCAGACUCCUCCGCCUCUGCCCCCAAGAGCGGCUCUGUCCCAGACAUCCGCAAUCACUACACGAUCUUCCCAAAAACCCUGCCGGGUGGACCACCCCCAGGAUCGCCAUUCGAUAUCACUCUGGGUGACCUCCGUCGGGAAUUCCUCCAACUCCAAGGCAUCAGCCAUCCGGACAAGUACCCUCCGGGGCAGGCGAAACAGCGGGCCGAGGCCUUCUCGAGACUCAUCAACGAGGCGUACCGCACGCUGGCGGACCCGCUGCUACGGGCCCAGUACCUUCUGCGUGAGAUGCACGGGAUCGACGUGACGGCGGAAGACGGAGCCACGAAGCAUGCGCUCGACGCGCAGACGCUGAUGGAGGUGAUGGAAGUGCAGGAGACGAUCGAGGAGGUGAGCGGGGACGCCGAUGCCGAGGCCAAAAUCGCGCAGCUAAAGACGGACAAUACGGUGCGGGUGACGGAUGGGGUACGGCAGCUGGCGGCGGCGUUUGAUAGCGGCGAUAUCGAGAUGGCGCGGCGGGAAUGCGUACGGCUGAAGUUCUGGUACAAUGUCGGGGAGGCGUUAAAGGAAUGGGAACCGGGCAUGACGGAGCUUCGGUUGGUUCAUUGA
Aspergillus tanneri is the source of this 822-nucleotide messenger RNA. RefSeq names its product J-type chaperone JAC1. Gene Ontology annotation, molecular function: ATPase activator activity; protein-folding chaperone binding. The record is from RefSeq and is a predicted model, not a curated record. Gene Ontology annotation, cellular component: mitochondrion. Lineage: Eukaryota; Fungi; Ascomycota; Eurotiomycetes; Eurotiales; Aspergillaceae. The transcript has a single exon. Gene Ontology annotation, biological process: [2Fe-2S] cluster assembly; protein complex oligomerization. The coding region runs from base 1 to 822 and encodes 273 amino acids.